CGAAAUUUGUAUACAGGUCGUUGUUUAUUAUAAAAGCUACACUGGCUGUAUAUUUGUGCGGGAAAUAUCUGUCUAACCACGAAGAUCGUGCGUUUGUGGAAUAUGUUGUUGAAGACAUUGAAUUCUUCACUGGCGAAGCUAAGCCUAACGAAGAAUAUAAACGCGUUCAACUUCCAGAUUGUAAGACAACCAAGAAACAUAAAAGAAGUGGAUCUCCAAAUGACAAUUGCCAGUAUACAGUCUUGACUUUUGUUGACUCCAGACGAAACAGUGUCCUGGUAUUUCCUCCAUUACCAAAAAGAUUUCGUUAUUUGACACACAAGAUUGUAGAAGAAGAGUUUUCUUACCUGCAGAGUUUUUCGAUAGGAGACGAGGAAAAACGGCGAACGGUGGUGUGUAGUGGUGAAAUACCUCUACAUGAUCUAGAUGAACAACCGUUGGAGCUAUCUGCCAUGGCAGAACAGACAUCAACUGAAUCAAGUACCGUGGAUGCCAUGAGAGCCAAGAGUGGAAACAAGGAGAGUGUUGAUGUGGAUGCCAUGAGAGCCAAGAGCGGAAACAAGGACAGUGUUGAUUGUAAAGCGAAAGUUCGUAAUCGCCGUCCAGACAAGCAGUUGUAUAUUCCCCGUGCCCGACGUCUUAUGGAAACAAGACCAUCUCCAUCUGGCAGACAAAACCCGGCUACUUUAUCCACUCCUCGUCUAACUUCAAGAGUUGAGAAAAUUACCAGUGAAGUAGAAAAUAAAGAAGAGUGUUUAAAAAACUCGAGCAGUCUUGUAACACCCGAUAGUCCUCCUUGUUGUAGAGCUUUGAACGUAACCAAAAGUCUUAUCAGUGUAUCAGAUAAGAAUGUUACUGAGGAUAUGAAACUUUGUCUAAGAUCUGUUAAUCAGACUGAUGUUGCAUCAGGAACUUUACAUUUCAAUUUACCUGAUAAAGAAGAUUUAAGUAAAAGUAAUCUGUUUCAUCCUCCUUUUGUAAAACAGCAUGAUGACAAAUUAAUUGGGACAGUUUACCCAAGCAUACACUCAGCUGACUCAGGUAAUUGUGUAAACUCUGUUCUGACAGACUGCCUUUCUUCAAGUGAUCAUAAAACUAGCAGUGUUAAAGCCAAACCUCAAUCUUGUAUUAACGAUACAGAAACUGUUGUUUCGAACACUUGUUCUUUAGUUAGCGGCUUGGACUGCGGUGUUACGGGCGGUGAUACUGUUGAGUCUUCGCCACAAACUGGUGUAAUAGUUAUUGGCUGUUAUACAGCAACCUGCCGAACAUCUGGAGAUGGUGACACCGGUAUUGAAUCCUUCCCUAACAGUAGUGUUGGGAGUACAUUCACUACCAGUGUCUUCAGCCAAUCGUGUCGUGUUAGCGUUAGAAAUGGUGAUGACAGUGAUUGGCCUUCUUCUACCCGUGAUAUUGACGGACGAUUAAGUAUGCCGUUAAUAAAUAUUGGAGCAAUAACUAAUCAAUCUAACAAAAAGUUGACAAGAAAUGAACUUCCGUUGACUAGUCCGAUCGAAGGAGAAACGACAGUAUUUGGAAAAAAAGAAACUUGUGGUGAAAAAGAUCAUAUCUGUUCAAACUUGGAUGAAUGUGGAAAGCCAAAGAGGGAAACAGAAUGGAAACUGGAAAAUAUUCAGUUAAGCAAAAGUAGAACUUUUCUUGAAAAUGCUGAGGACAUGAAAAAUAUGACGAUAACUAAUGAAGAGAUUAGAGGGAGUGCGCUUGAGAUGUACGGCACACAGUCCCAAGAGAUACAGCAUGAUGAUUUGUGGAAAUGCGAAGAGAAUUUGGAAGAAAAUGUUUCACAAAGUGUAGACAGAGUGAUUCAAAACACAGAUGAACUGACCAGUGAUCAGCAAAACGCGCUAGAACUUAUGCCUUGUACGAAUUUACGAAAGGAACAGUCAGAACAGGUUGUAGACGGAAGUCUUCCUGAAGAUCUAGUUAGCAGUGAAAAAAUUGAUGCAGCACUGAGUAAUAACCUUUGCAUAAAUGAACGAGAUUAUAUCAACGAGUCAGACGUACCAGAUGGUUCUGUUCAUUCACAAGACGUUGACCAACCAUGUGGCGUGAAAGAUAAUGAUGCAGAUGGUCAGAGAGAUGAUAAAAAGUCAGGUGGAGAAGUGGACGAUGAUUCAUGGGAAGCACUUUUUGAUGAAAAUGGAGAAUACUGCAAACUUGAAAUUGCCAAAAGACUAGGAGUAUCAAAAGAAAAUGUCCAGAUUGAACAACCGAAGCAUGACUACACCGUUUUUUGUCCUCAAGAUCCAGAUAUGACAGAUGAAAAAUUUGGACACAUUAUAGAGAUUUAUGGGUUUCCUGUAGAACUGAAGACUCAUGACCUAGUGAAUGCUUUUUCAGCCUAUAAAUUGAAAGACUUUGACAUAAAGUGGGUAGAUGACACUCAUGCAUUAGGGGUGUUUGCAAGUCCUUUGGUAGCGUCAGAUGUCCUUACCAUCCACAACCCGCUACUAAAGGUGCGUCCUUUAUCGCAAGCAACAAGGGAAUCAAAACAUAAAGCAUAUAGACUAUCAGAGUUCUUGCAACCCCCAAAACCACGACCAGCUACGUCAGCUGCUCUAGCUCGUCGUCUUGUGUCCGGUGCCUUGGGUUUGAAGGUCCAAGUCUCGAGAGAACAACAAAAACUUGAAAAGGCCAAGUUACAAGAAGCCAAAGAAAGGAAGAGAAAAGCAGCCAAACAACGUGUGGAUGUUUGGGAAGGGAAGGUAGAAUAGAGUGAAUUAUCAGUAUGAAUAAUAACAUAUUAAGGUUUUUAAAAUUGGAAAAUAUUUUGGAUCAAUUCUAAAAUAUCCAGUAAUUUUGUUCUCAAGACGGUUUUGUGAUCUGUAUCAUUCAGGAGACAGAUCCUUUAAAGAAAUGUCAAGAAAAACUAUUUUUUCUGGUGUUUGAAAUUUGUUUACUUGUGCCUAUUUAUCUGUAUAUGAAAAUCAUACAACCUCCCAUUGCCAAAAAUAUUAAUUAUUUUACGUCAAAGUGCAGUCUCAAAUAUUUUGGUCGUAAUUUUUCAAUAAAUGACCCAGAAAAAUGUUUUGUUUCCUUCUGUGAUUUCUUGUUCAAAUAUAUAUGGGAUGAACUUGACAGAAUCAAAAUGUUGGGCCUUGUUGCUUUAUAUUUCAACAUGGACGUGGUUGUUGCUAUGUAAUUUAUUUAAUAGUUUCGUACAUAAAUCUACAUCAGUGUCAAGAAGUAAUGACUAAUGAAGUGGGAGGUGAUUGAAUGUCCCGAAAACUGUUUACGAAAACUGUUUACGUUAUAUAGUAUUUAUAAGUGUAUAUUUGUUUUGUAUGCCUGUUAUAGUGGUCUGAUAGCUACUUGUAAUAUGUUAGUAGUUUCCUUUUUUCUUCUCGUACAGCCCACGUUUGGAAAUUAAGGCGUACUUGAAUGUUAUGUAUGAUGAAAUUUGAUAGAAUUUUUUUUUUUUUUUCAAAGGUGUCAUCCAAAAUUGUGUAUUUUGUACAAUUUAUUGAAGCAUGUUUAUUUUUUAAACAGGAUUAUUUUCUUUUUAAUGUAUUUCAUUUAGUAAAAGCCUUCAGAAAAACUGUUAUUCAUAAACUCUAGAAGUCGUCCACUUAUAUUACUGUUUUAUAUUUUUUACCUUUAAGCAUGGCCUGGGUGUGGCCUAGUGCUGGCAUGUCAGACUGUGAAUCCUCUAAGAGUGAGUGUUGUUGACUUAAUGUCUAGUGUGUCAGUUAAAAAAUUGGGAUGGCUCUUGUAAUGUAGCUUUUUAGGAAUAUUGGAACGAAAACAAACGUUUAUCUGUGUUAUGUCUUUAAUGUGUUUUAUUUUAAUUAAAAAAAGGUUAUGUAAGAAUAAGCUAUCGCCUUAAAGGAGGUUCACAAGUCUCAUAAUAUCUCGUGUCUUUGGGUAAUAACAAUAAUCAAGUGACUUUUAAAUUUGCACCAAUUCACAUCACAAGAAAUUAUUAAAACAACUACCUUUCACUGACUUCAAUACGAGCUUCUUGGUAAUUUUGAUAUUUCUGUGAAGAGUGUAAAAAUAAACUUAUUUGAACCUUCAUAAACUGUCUCGUUUAUAAGUGAAACGUGUUCAUCAGCUUGUGAACUUUUCUUAAAAUAUUUUGUAGACUAUCAUGUUUGACAAAUAAAAAGAAUUUGCUUAA
This is a messenger RNA of Limulus polyphemus (Atlantic horseshoe crab), 4141 nucleotides long. RefSeq lists its product as uncharacterized. The transcript has 11 exons. The record is from RefSeq and is a predicted model, not a curated record. NCBI's taxonomy places the organism in Eukaryota, Metazoa, Arthropoda, Merostomata, Xiphosura, Limulidae. The coding region runs from base 453 to 2735 and encodes 760 amino acids.